AGGCGCGCCUCGGGGCGGGGCUUUUGGGCGGUUAUAAAAGCGCGGAGGUGCGCGCGCGGCUGGCUCAGUGCGGCCAGGCUUCGGAGCGGGCGGAGCGGCGGGAGCGGUGUGCGGUGGGUGUCGGAGGCAGCGGGCAGCGGAGCGGGGCCGCCAGGGCCGCAGCGGCCGCAGUUGGGCCCCCCCCGCCCCGGCUGGCGGCCCGAAGAGCGCGGGAAGGGGGCCGGGGGGACCCGCCCCCGGCCGGCCGCAGUCAUGAACUCCAAUGUAGAGAACUUGCCCCCCCACAUCAUCCGCCUGGUAUACAAGGAAGUGACGACACUGACCACGGACCCACCUGAUGGCAUCAAGGUCUUCCCCAACGAGGAGGACCUCACUGACCUGCAGGUCACCAUCGAGGGCCCUGAGGGUACCCCUUAUGCUGGAGGUCUCUUCCGUAUGAAACUCCUGCUGGGGAAGGAUUUCCCUGCCUCACCACCCAAGGGCUACUUCCUGACCAAGAUAUUCCACCCAAAUGUGGGUGCCAACGGUGAGAUCUGUGUCAAUGUGCUCAAGAGGGACUGGACGGCUGAGCUGGGCAUCCGACAUGUGCUGUUGACCAUCAAGUGCCUGCUGAUCCACCCUAACCCAGAGUCUGCGCUCAACGAGGAGGCAGGCCGCCUGCUCUUGGAGAACUACGAGGAGUAUGCUGCCCGGGCCCGCCUGCUCACAGAGAUCCACGGUGGCGCAGGUGGGCCCAGCAGUGGGCGGGCUGAGGCCAGCCGGGCCCUGGCCAGUGGCGCAGCGUCCUCCACGGACCCUGUGGUCCCUGGAGGUCUAGGAGGAGCUGAUGGUCCCAUGGCCAAGAAGCACGCUGGUGAGCGCGAUAAGAAGUUGGCAGCCAAGAAAAAGACAGACAAGAAGCGGGCACUUCGGCGGCUGUAGUGGGCUUUUCUUCCUCCUCCCAUCCCUGGCUAAAUUCCCCUCCUAACCCUUCCCUCCCACGCUGUCUCUAAAUUAUUUAAAUUAUGGCUGGGGUGGGGGAGGGUGUGGGGGACACUGGGACCUGGAUUUGUUUUUCUAAAUAAAGUUGGAAAAGCAGUUUCUA
Messenger RNA from Marmota monax (woodchuck), 1084 nucleotides. RefSeq names its product ubiquitin conjugating enzyme E2 S (gene Ube2s). The transcript has 4 exons. NCBI's taxonomy places the organism in Eukaryota, Metazoa, Chordata, Mammalia, Rodentia, Sciuridae. Bases 253 to 921 code for a protein of 222 amino acids. The record is from RefSeq and is a predicted model, not a curated record.